AUGGCCCAAUGCAGGCAGCAGUUCUUCAAGAGACGAAAGCCACCACGUCCGGCGGCGAUCCUCUUCCUCUUGAGUCUUCCUCUUGAGUCUUCCACGUCCGACAGCCACCUGCUCGUGUGCAUUCAGUUUGCAUUCCCGAGCAUCCUCACCCGCCUCACGGUAUUGAGCAAUCUCAUUAGCUCCACAUUAUCAACCUUCAUCACAGACCUCUCCACGUCGGCCAAGCAUCGCGCAGCUACGUAUAGCAGCGGUGGUGACGGCGCCGGCGCCCGAUACGGACCCCGAUUAAUGCGAGCUUGCAACUACACCAACUUUGGGCUUGAGGACGGAUAAAUCAUAAGGGACGCGACUCGGCGUUAAAAUGGAUGACGAACACCCUGGC
Sodiomyces alkalinus F11 is the source of this 382-nucleotide messenger RNA. RefSeq lists its product as hypothetical. The coding region runs from base 1 to 333 and encodes 110 amino acids. The transcript has 3 exons. The record is from RefSeq and is a predicted model, not a curated record. NCBI's taxonomy places the organism in Eukaryota, Fungi, Ascomycota, Sordariomycetes, Glomerellales, Plectosphaerellaceae.